AUGGAAAACACUGUGUCAACACUGGGUUCUACUGAGAGCUACGUUACGGGUGGAUAUCCAAAUGCGGACAUUGUUACGCUCAAGUCCCUCCAUCUCAAGAGCGAAAUUAAUUGUUCGUUGUACUUAGUUCGUAUUCAGAUCCUUCAUUUAGUAGAAGAUUCCAAUUUUGGGAUCGCAUCCGUAUUUUUCUACAAUAAAUCGCUUCUCUCACAACUCAUGCUUUCUACAAGGGUAUAUUUACUUUCGUUCUUGCCAUGGCCUCCCGGGAUUGUAAUCGUAAUUAUUCCUCGGAUUCAGCGUCCGACUCGCUUCUCCCAGCUUUCGAGCUCGGUUUCCGGAACGGGAGUUUCUUUCUUAGAUAUGACCAAUGAUCUUUUGCGUGGUACCACAGGGUUCCUAAUAGUGUUUAGGUCACGUAAGCGAAAGUUCUACCUACGAUUACUCACGUUACUCACUUUUUCGGAGAUUUCAUCUAUGGCGGAUGAAGAGAGUUUAUUCGGCUUCAUUAACACCGCUACCUAUUCCCCAUCGUCAUUGCCACAACUCUCAGUUUUGCUUUUAAGCAAAAAUGUCGUUCCAUUGCGAAACACAUACACGCAAUGUCACCACAGCACGAGACUUCUUCGACCAUCGUUGAAAGCGUUUGUUUCACGAUCAAGUAAUUUUCGUCCAAUGCCCCCCGCCUCUGAUCUCUUGACGUCUCAACUAACCGUUGAGCCCAGUGAUAGAGUGGCUCGCUCAUCGACCUCAAGGAGGUUACCACAAAAGAGCGAGCUUGCAAAGGAUAAGGCAGCUUCUGCGCGAAACGAAGUGAGCGGACUAGCAAACCUCACUAAAACGCCCUCGCAGCAACCACGCAGAAUUUUUUAA
Molecule: messenger RNA, 870 nt
Organism: Lindgomyces ingoldianus
Lineage: Eukaryota; Fungi; Ascomycota; Dothideomycetes; Pleosporales; Lindgomycetaceae
Exons: 7
Coding region: 1-870 (289 amino acids)
Source: RefSeq, a predicted model, not a curated record